AUGGCACCCUCAAAACCUGAGGGAGCAUCUUCCCUCGAAAUCCUGUCUGAGCCGGACUGGGCCCAAACCCACAGCCACCGUGUCGGCAUCCGUGACCGUGAUGCCCGGCGUAUGGGCGUAACCAAUCGCGGUGACGAGGCAUUGUAUGAGCUUGAGGAUAUUGCGGAGGAGAAGCUCAAUGAGCUGAGACAGAAAGUUAAGGAGGGUGGUUUGGUUACUAUUCGCGAUGUGAUGACGAAGCAGACUGACUUUCACCUGGCGAGGCCAGACUUGCACCCAAAAUUUUGGCGGUACGUGCUACAUACAACAGAAUCAUUCAUCAAGUAUGCCCAGCCGUGGCCGGUGAACCAGAAGCGAAAAGAGAAGGAAGAGGCGGAAGAGAAAGAGAGGGAAAAGCAGAAAUCGGAAGAAGACGCGCAAAAGAACACCGCUCAAAAGGAUAAAAGCGAGGCAGAUAAAAAGGACCAGGAGGGCGAGAAAGAGGGAGAGGGACGGCCAAAGCUCUCAACAGAGGAGCAAGCGCUUCUCGAUUGCCUGAAAUACGAGCAACAAUAUCGAUCGUCAAUGCGAAGAAACGAUGGGAAGGGGUUCUCCCCGUACAAAGACAAGGACGAGCAGCUUCCAGCGCAAAUUGACGAAGCUGAUCAGUUCUCUCCAGACAGCUGGAUCCCGCGCAGCGAUAAACUGAUUCGACUGACGGGAAAGCAUCCCAUGAAUGCGGAGGCCGAGCUUUCCACUCUCUUUGAUGGUGGUCUCAUCACGCCCUCGUGCAUUCAUUACGUGCGUAACCACGGUGCGGUACCGCAUUUAUUAUGGGAGAAUCAUAAGCUCGAGGUAGAGGCCGGGAAGAAACUGACCCUCUGGAUGGACGACUUGAAAAGUCAGUUUGAGAGUAUCAAUAUUCCGGUUUUUUUAGCCUGUGAUGGAAGUCGCCGAAAGGAGCUUAACAUGAUUAGGAAGACUCGCGCGUUCAAUUUCACUAUUGCAGCUUCUGGCUGCGCCUACUGGAGGGGGGCGUUGUUGCGUGAUGUCCUCCUAGCCGCAGACACUGCACGGCUGAUAGACGAGAACCCCGAGAAAUUCUUCUGGGUGAACUUUGUUGGCGCUGACGAGCUAAGUGAAGGCAAGUAUGAGACUUGCAUACCGCUCGAAUAUGCCAUGGAUGCUACCAACGAUGUCCUGCUUGCCUACGGGAUGAACGAUCGCCCCAUUCCUCCGGACCAUGGCUAUCCGCUUCGCCUAAUUCUUCCUGGCUGGGUAGGCGCACGGUCUGUCAAAUGGCUGUCGAAGGUCUGGGUCACAGAGAAGGAGAAUGACAGCUUCUAUCAUAUUUACGAUAACCGACAACUUCCCACUUUCGUUACGGACGUUGAGUCCGAUGUCGCCCAAACGAUGUUCCACCACCCAAGUACGAUAUGCAACAAGCAAAUGCUGAACUCGGCUAUCGUGCGGCCUGCACAAGGGGAAAAGAUCGACCUGGCUGAAGUGAGGAAGGGAGAGACAUAUCGCAUCGAGGGACUUGCGUACAACGGCAGCGGGAAUGAAAUAGCGCGGGUGGAGGUUAGUUUGGAUGGCGGCGAUACUUGGCUUUAUUGUAUUCGCAAAUAUCCUGAUGCUCCAUUCCGACACAGCAAGAAAUUCUGGACUUGGUUGCACUGGCACAUCGACUUAGACUUGAGCAAGCUCAUCCGCGCACCCAGUAUAGUCGUCCGUGCAAUGGAUGAGCAUAGGAACACGCAGCCACCAAAGCCAGUUUGGAACAUCACAGGAAUGAUGAACAAUUGUUGGUACCAAGUCCGCCCAGAAAUUGAAGAAACAGAUACCGAAGCAUAUCUCCUCUUCCGCCACCCCGUCGAUGCCGGCAACGGCAUGAAUGGCUGGAUGAAGCAGUCCACAGAAGAACAGAUCAAAGACAUCAAGCGCAAAGCAGCCACCCCUGAGAAGGAAUUCACCCGGCAGGAAAUCGAAAAGCAUACCUCGCCGGAUGACUGCUGGAUUGUUAUUAAUGGUAAUGUAUACGAUGUGACUAGUGUUUUGAGCUGGCAUCCUGGUGGGAGAGGCCCUAUCAUGGGGCAUGCUGGGGCGGUCCAUAUGGAUACAACUGAAGAGUUUGAGAGUAUCCAUGAUGACUUUGCGCAGUCCAAGCUCAAAGAAUGUAUAAUCGGCAAAGUCACUCAGAAGGCAAUGGCCCAUAUGGAAAAGGACGCCGAACAAAAGGCCUCGGAGAAGUCUAGCAAAGGAGACACAAAACACGAUUUUGCCUUGAACAAAAACAAAUGGACUCAGGCAAAACUCUACAAAAAGCACCGCCUCUCAUCCGACACCCAGCGUUACACCUUUACUCUCCCGCCCCCAUCCAAAGCCCUCGGCCUCCAUACAGGCCAACACGUCCAGGUCGGCUUCCACUUCGAAGACCGCCUCGUCAUGCGUCCUUACACCCCCAUACGGCCAGUCCUAGACACCGAAGAUGAUGGCACUUUUGACCUUGUCGUGAAGACGUACCUACCAGACGAGGACCAGCCAGGAGGCACAAUGAGCAAUAUCCUAGACUGUAUGCGCGAAGGCGAAGAAAUCGAAGUGAAGGGCCCAUCCGGUGCGAUCAGGUAUUUAGAUAACGGGCGCUUUGCCAUCGACGAUAAGGAAUACACCUUCGACAACGUGAGUUUCAUUCUCGGUGGCUCAGGCGUGACGCCGGGGUAUCAAGUUAUAGCGCGCAUUCUGGAGUCGGCGCCGAGUGAUAAGACGAAGAUCCGUGCGAUAUAUGCAAAUAAAUCUGAGUCGGAUAUCCUCCUGCGUGAGAAUUUGGAUGGGUUUGCGGCGGAGCAUCGGGGUCAGUUCGAGAUUACCCAUGUUCUCUCGCAUCCGAGUGAUGAGUGGAAGGGGCUUAAGGGGCAUGUUAACGAGGACAUAAUCAAACAUCAUGCUUUUGAGCCUGGAGAGAAGUCUGUUGUGUUGCUUUGUGGACCACCAACAAUGAUUCAGAAGGCUGCGUUGCCCGCUUUGAAGGAUUGGGGGUAUGAUGAGGAUAAGAAUUUGUUUGGCUUUUGA
Aspergillus puulaauensis is the source of this 3048-nucleotide messenger RNA. Its product is annotated as putative nitrate reductase. The transcript has 6 exons. The record is from RefSeq and is a predicted model, not a curated record. The coding region runs from base 1 to 3048 and encodes 1015 amino acids. NCBI's taxonomy places the organism in Eukaryota, Fungi, Ascomycota, Eurotiomycetes, Eurotiales, Aspergillaceae. Gene Ontology annotation, molecular function: oxidoreductase activity; molybdenum ion binding.